AUGUCAAAUUUUGAUGCAGAGAUCUUUGCUAUUUCGAUAGCCCUGGAAAACCUUAAGAAUAAGAUCAGUUACUUCACUAAAGCAGUAAUCCUUGUCGACUCUAAGGCAGCUAUCCAGGCAGUUGCCAUAAACCAUGAUUCAGAUACUCAGACUAUUUCAGAAAUUAGAGAUAAUUUGAUUUUUCUCGAGAAUGCCAGCAAAAUUAUUAUGUUCCAGUGGAUCCCUUCGCAUGUGGGAAUCAAUGGCAAUGGAAAGGCAGAUCAACUAGCCAAGAAAGGGACACUCGAACCACAAUGUAAUAAACCGAUCCCACCAGACUCCCUUAAAAAACAAUUUUCCGAGAAACUUAUGACCGACCUAAAGCUCAACCAAGCAGUAAAAUCCUAUGGAAAACCCUGGGCUAACAUCUAA
This is a messenger RNA of Parasteatoda tepidariorum (common house spider), 411 nucleotides long. Lineage: Eukaryota; Metazoa; Arthropoda; Arachnida; Araneae; Theridiidae. The record is from RefSeq and is a predicted model, not a curated record.